GACAGACAGUUGCAGAAGUUAUAAAUAUAUAAUUAAACGAUUUGCAAAACGUAUGAGUCGCUGUGCAUUAAAACAGACUCAUGUAAAAAAAAUUGUUCCUGCUCCAAGGAUCGAUCUUGUCGAAAGUUGAGGAUCGAAAAUGUCUGAACUUUAGUGACUCCCCCAAUGCCAAAUGAUAGAUAACGCUUCAGUCAUUCAGUUUUAAACCGAAAUGAGUCAAGCUAGGACCGCCAGAGAAAGGGUUUGCCUUUCGAUAGUACAGAAGAAUCUGUUGAAGGAGAAUAAAAUGGUAGGUUGUGGAAGCAGGAGACAGGUCAGAGAUGUGAAAGUGUUGGCCGAGAGGAACCCCGCUGUGGCGCCUGUGGGUGUUUGGGUCGAGAGCGGAGAAGAGUGUCAGGAGCAUCCCGCAGCCCAGGCUUUGCUCACAGCAGAGUUUAUGGAAGAAACCCGUCGAGAGAAAGAGGAGAGCCUGCGCCGAUUCCAAGAUGCUGUUCGUGAGCGUGUGUCACAGCAGGCCCAACUGCGCAAACAACAGCAGCUCAUCAGAUCAUACCAGACCGUUGAAUGGGAGGGCAAAAUAUUGCAACUGACCACCAAAGCAGUCCAUCGUCCUUUACCUCAAACCAAUGUAUUUCCUUCAUGGACAUAUGCAGAGCAAGUUAUCUGCAGUCCCAGCUCUCACUCUGCCAGUGUUGACGGGACGGAGUCUUCUUCUUCCCGACACCUUACACAUAACGUCAGUAAAGUCAGGAAGCAUGUGAGGCACAGACUAGCUGCUCGCCAGACAGUGCAAGACGGAGAGGAUUUAUCGCAGCUACCUGGUGGGAGAUGGAAAAUAUCUCCUGCUAGAAAUAAACCUGAAUCACACACUUGGAAAGAUCAGAAAGAUUAUACUGAAAGAGGAGAGGAGGAUGUUGAAGCGGAAGAUGAGAUGCUGUUGGGGCAACAUGAUCAACCUCUCCAUUUGCAUCACCAACAAAGCAAGACUGUAACUUUUCAGAACGAUAUGAUUUAUGAGCCAGAUCGCACUGCUUCCUGCACAGGCUUCACAACUGACUAUAGAGCUUCCCAAGUGCUGUGGCCGCAUGAGAAUCAGGAGGAGCUGAAGAGGCAGAGGCAGUCUCAGUUCCUUAUGUAUCGACGACACUUCAUGGACAUCGAGCGAGAGCAAGUGAAGGAGCACAAAAGGCACAGGAAACACAUCAAGAGAACUGCAAGGAUUAAGAAUGAAAAAGAACACGCCAGGAAAGCAGAGGAGAAGAAGAUGGAGCAGCAGCGACAACAGGAGGAAGAAAGAAAAGACGAGGCUGAGAGGGAGUAUUUGAUUUUGGAACGAUUGAGACUUGAUGAGGAGGAGGAGGCAGAAGAGAAGGCACAGAGACGAGAAAGGACAAAGAGGAUUAAAGAAAGCAAACGGUACAUUCAGGCAAUGCGGGCUCUAAUGAAGGAGAAGCUGGAGAAAGACAAAGUGGAGCUGCCUGCUCUGUGCUGCUGUGGAGACACUUUUUGGGACAGCAAUCCUGAGACCUGCGCCAACAACUGCAUCUUCUAUAACAAUCCAAAAGCGUAUGCACAGGCUCUACAGUCUGUCUUGUUGAGCUGUGAUCUGAAAGAAGGAGGACAGUAUUCAUCUACCUGGAAGACAUCUGCUCUGGAUUUCCAGUCACACAGAAAGUGAUUCUAUUCAUCUUAAAAGUCAAUAUUGAACACGUUUUGCUGUGUUGACUUAACAUUUAGGAUCUUUUUUUUUUAUUUGCACUAAUGAACCGUUUUAAAUAAACCAACAUACCUCAGUUUGAACUACAUUUUGAUUGUUUUAAUAAAUGUUACUAAAAUAGCAAA
This is a messenger RNA of Danio rerio (zebrafish), 1842 nucleotides long. The record is from RefSeq and is a predicted model, not a curated record. NCBI's taxonomy places the organism in Eukaryota, Metazoa, Chordata, Actinopteri, Cypriniformes, Danionidae.